ACCUCUUUCUUCUUUUUUCUCUCUCUAGAUUCCCCAAUCCGAACUUGAUCAACACUUCAACAAAAGCAAAAAUCGAUCAAAUUUUCCCUUUCUGCUUCGAUUCGAAUCUUCACCAACAUUUCCUGAAAGAGGAAAGAAUGUCAGUGACUCCUGAUCUGUGCCGGAAAGUCGGAAUGGGGAUCGCUCCGUCGCCGUCUCCAUUCCUCACGCCUCGCCCCGAAAGGCACCGCCACACCGGGAACUGGUCCUCAACUCGUCCGGACAGGGAUAAAGAGGUUAAUAUCCAAGUUCUCCUCCGAUGCAGGCCAUUGAGUGAAGAGGAGCAAAGAUCCAAUGUGCAGAAGGUGAUCUCUUGCAAUGAACAUAAAAGAGAGGUCACUGUGUUGCAGAGUGUAGCUAACAAGCAAAUAGAUAGAGUUUUCACUUUUGACAAGGUUUUUGGGCCAAAAUCACAACAAAGGUCUAUAUAUGACCAAGCUAUUUCGCCAAUUGUGAAUGAAGUUCUUGAGGGUUUCAACUGUACCGUCUUUGCGUACGGGCAGACGGGUACCGGUAAAACUUACACAAUGGAAGGUGGCAUGAGAAAUAAGGGUGGUGAUUUGCCUGCUGAGGCUGGUGUCAUCCCACGAGCAGUUCGUCAAAUAUUUGAUACACUUGAAGCACAAAGCGCUGACUACAGCAUGAAAGUGACAUUCUUGGAGCUUUAUAAUGAAGAAAUAACUGACUUACUGGCUCCUGAUGACAAUUCAAGAUCUGCAGCAGUAGAAGAUAGGCAAAAGAAACCUAUUUCACUAAUGGAAGAUGGAAAGGGUUGUGUGGUUGUAAGAGGCCUAGAAGAAGAAGCCGUGUAUAGUGUCAAUGAGAUUUAUACCCUAUUGGAACAAGGGGCCUCGAAGAGGCGUACGGCGGACACCUUGUUAAACAAGCGCAGCAGCCGCUCGCAUUCGGUUUUUUCCAUCACUGUGCACAUCAAAGAAGCGGCAGUUGGUGAUGAGGAGUUAAUCAAAUGUGGAAAACUUAAUCUUGUUGAUCUUGCAGGAUCAGAGAACAUAUCUCGCUCAGGUGCACGAGAGGGCCGUGCAAGAGAAGCAGGGGAGAUAAAUAAGAGCUUGCUCACCUUGGGUCGUGUCAUCAAUGCUCUAGUGGAACAUUCCAGUCACAUACCAUACAGGGACAGUAAGCUUACCAGGUUAUUAAGAGACUCUUUGGGAGGGAAAACAAAAACUUGCAUCAUUGCCACAAUUUCUCCAUCUGCUCACAGUUUGGAAGAAACUUUAAGCACACUCGACUAUGCCUAUCGUGCCAAAAAUAUCAAAAACAAACCUGAGGCAAACCAAAAAAUGUCCAAGGCUGUAUUGCUUAAGGAUUUGUAUUUAGAGCUUGAGAAAAUGAAAGAAGACAUUAGAGCAGCAAGGGAAAAGAAUGGUGUUUACAUUCCGCACGAAAGAUUUGCCCAGGAUGAAGCUGAAAAGAAGGCUAGGAAUGAGAAGAUAGAACAAUUGGAGAACGAUCUUAACCUUGCAGAGAAGCAAGUGGAUAGCUUCCGCGAGCUCUAUAUUUCCGAGCAAGAAGAGAAGCUUGAUCUACAAAAAGAGCUUAAUGAUUGCAAGAUAAGUCUGGAAAAUAGUAACAAGGCAUUGCUUGAGCUCCAAGAGAAUUAUAGAGUGGCAAUGUCAACUCUUAGAGAGAAGGAGUUAAUCAUCUCAAGCCUUCUAUCCUCAGAAAAUUCUUUAAUUGAGUGUGCAAAGGGGAUGCGUAAUGAUCUGCAGCAUGCGUCAGAAGAUAUAAGUUCAUUGUUUGCACAAUUAGAUCAGAAAGACAAGAUGGAAGCGGAAAAUCAAAACUUGCUUUUGACAUUUGGGUCUCAGCUUGAUCACAGUUUAAAAGACCUCCAUAAGACCAUCCUGGGGUCUGUUUUGCAACAAACACAACAAAUGAGAUCUAUGGAAGAACAUUUUCGCGCAAAUCUCGCCAGUAAAUGUGAUGUGACUCAAGCAUUGGAGUCACGGGUUAGUAAAAUGACAGAGACAUAUUGCUCAGGAGUAGCGAGCUUGAAGGAGCUUGCUAACAUGUUACAAAGAAAAGCAUCAUCUGACCUGGAGCAGAUAUAUGCUACAAUAUCAUCACAAGCGAUCUCUGUUGAGAAUUUUCUUGCCACAAUGGUUAUGGAUGCUGAGGAGGUAAUCUCUUACACACAAAGUUCUCUCAAUAAGCAGAAACAACUGUUGGAUUUCUCCACCAAACAGCAAGAGGAAGGACUAAAACGAAGUUUAAUUGCCGCGCAAAUGAUUUCAAGUGCAACUAUGAAGUUUUUUAAUGACCUCAAUGAUCGGGCUUCUCAAGUCAGUAGAAUUCUUGAAGAAAGUGAGAAUGAAAGAUCCAACCAAUUAGGAACUUUUGAAAAGAUGUUUAAGGAAGAGGCUGCAAGAGAGGAGAGAGCAGCUUUAGAGAACAUUGCAGCCAUAUUAGCAACUGUAACAUCAAAGAAAAUUGCCAUGGUAUCAGAGGCGUCAAGGAACAUCUUGGACACUAAUAAACAAGAGAAUAAGAGGUUGCUGCGGGAGAUGUCGAACAUGCAACAAGGUACUAUUGGCGCUACGACGGAGUUGAGCGAAUUCUUAGAAAAGGCAGAAAAUCAUUACAUGGAAGAUACAUUCUCAGUAGCUGAACAUAGGACCUUUAUGGAAAAUUGCCUACACCAGUGCUCAGAGAGGGUGGAUUAUUCUAGGCAACAGUGGAGAAAUGCUCAGUCGUCCAUCAAAAAUCUCAAUGAGAAGAGUGUUGCAGAGAUACAAUCCGCAGUGAAGGAAAAUAUCUCCACAAAUCAUGUUGCACACAAAGAAUUUGUUUCUGCGUCUCUGAAGGUGGACGACGACUUUAAUGCUAGCGCAAUUGACACUUUGACAGCCAUAAAUGAAAUGGCAGAUUCGCUACUUCAAGACCAGGAAAAUAAGAAGGAAUCAGACUCCAUGACUGCCCUGUGCUUAGAUGAGCUCAAGUCAAUACAAGAGAAGCAUGGAAAAAGCAUAUCAGAUAUCAGAACUCAAGCAGAGAAGUGUUUUAUAAAAGAUUACAUGGUUGAUCAGCAUAAUAGCACCACACCGAAGAAACGUAUUGUAAGCGUGCCGAGCUUGACAUCAAUCGAGGAGAUGAGAAGCCCCGCAUUUGAAAAUGUUGCGGAGAAGAAAUUAACAUGGAGCCACAAACAUACAGAAAGCAAGAUCCCUCAUCUGGCUUUUUCACCUCUUAGAACUCCUUUUACAGAUAUCAAUUAACUCCAGGAGAAAAAAGCGAAAGUGUCACACUUGCUGUGCGUUUUAAAAUUAAGCAUACUCAUCACCUGAUGAGUUACCAGUGGUAGUAAGUCGUAAUAUGCAGGGUUAGCACGCCGACAAUAAUCUGUAGUAUUCUAGAUUUUGUCUAGAUUUUUUGUUUGCUAUUAUUAUUAAUGAGAUCAUCUAUUUUUGGCCCAACUGCUUAGCUGC
This is a messenger RNA of Morus notabilis, 3485 nucleotides long. Its product is annotated as kinesin-like protein KIN-5B. The coding region runs from base 138 to 3275 and encodes 1045 amino acids. Gene Ontology annotation, biological process: microtubule-based movement. NCBI's taxonomy places the organism in Eukaryota, Viridiplantae, Streptophyta, Magnoliopsida, Rosales, Moraceae. Gene Ontology annotation, molecular function: ATP binding; plus-end-directed microtubule motor activity; microtubule binding. The transcript has 24 exons. The record is from RefSeq and is a predicted model, not a curated record.